AUGGCACCGAUAGCAACCGCGAAGUAUGACUGGAUCCUAGCCAUUACCACCAUUGCUUUCGUGUUCAGCGCCUUUGGAAACGGUGCCAACGAUGUCGCUAACGCAUAUGCCACCUCCGUCGCGGCCCGGACGCUCAACAUGGCCACGGCCGGUGUCCUAGCUAUUUUCACCGAAUUCAUCGGCGCAGUAGCUAUGGGCAAACGAGUCACCGAUACAAUCAAGAACGGCAUCAUCGACAUCAACCGCUUCGAAGGCAAGCCUGGUGCGCUCAUGUUGGCCAUGGGCUGUGCCGAGAUUGGCGGCGCCUCAUGGUUGAUGUUCGCCACCCGGAUGGGCUGGCCCGUCUCGACAACGCAGACUAUCGUCGGUGCCCUCAUUGGUGUUGGCUUUGCUAGUAAGGCUUCUGUCAACUGGGGCUGGUCAGAUGGCAGCGUCUCCCAGGUCGCUGCAUCUUGGGGUAUCGCCCCCCUCGUGUCAGCUGGAUUCUCGGCUAUAAUCUUCGGUACUCUCAAGUACGGUGUCCUUGAACGUCAAGAUCCCUUCAAGUGGGGCAUGCGUAUGAUUCCACUUUACCUCGCUUUGACGGGAGCUAUCCUCGCCCUCUUCAUCGUCAUCGAAGCCCCCACAGCGCCCUCGUUGGAAGAGUUUGGUGCUGGCAAGGCAGCCGGCAUCAUUGUCGGUGUGUUCUUCGGCUGUCUCUUCAUUGCCUAUUUCUUCUUCAUGCCAUAUUUCAACCGCCGUCUGGUCCGAAAGGAUACGCGCAUCAGGUUCUAUCACAUCCCUCUGGGUCCCCUACUGCGGAAAGAAAACCCAUGGCUAUACUUCCCGGGAAAGGGGGAUGAGGUCGUGGUUAGCUACUAUGAAGAUGCUUACGGCGAAGUGCGAGCCGGUCAAAAAGACACAGAGAAGGAAAAUAUCACAUCAAAUGCAGACUCCGUCAUGCCCACGCCGGAGAUCACACCAAAGUCUAAGCCGGCACACGUCGGGGAUGACGAAGAGAAGAUCACACCGGAGCCCAAGCCACGUAAGAAGCAUCUCGAACCAACUGAGCGCUUCAUUGACCCUGUCCGAGAGCUAUCCUGGACAAACCCCCAGAAGGCCUACGGUUAUGUUAAAUGGAUUUUCCUUCAGGGUGUGACUCGCGAUGUGAUUACACACGACUCUCCUGAGCUGCGAGCAAUCCACGCACGUGCCCACCGUUAUGACGACCGCGUCGAACAUCUCUGGACAUACUGCCAGGUUGUGUCAGCUAUGAUGAUGUCGAUUGCACACGGCUCAAAUGAUGUUGCUAAUGCUGUUGGGCCCUGGGCUGCUGUGUACAGCACGUUCCACGCUGGCUUCGUCGAGACUAAGGCACCCACCCCGAUCUGGUUCUUGAUUGUUGCUGGUCUCUUGCUCGGUCUCGGAUUCUGGUUUUACGGUUAUCAUAUCGUUCGUGCUCUUGGUAACAAGAUCACGCAGAUGUCACCUACGCGUGGCUUUAGUGUUGAGCUUGGAGCAGCUAUCACCGUCAUGUUGGCUUCAAGACUUGGCUUGCCCGUUUCCACGACGCAGUGCUUGACUGGUGCCGCUAUGGGUGUCGCUCUCAUGAACUAUGAUCUUGGCGCGGUCAAUUGGAAGCAGCUUGGCUUUAUCUUUGGUGGCUGGGUCUUGACUUUGCCUUGCGCGGGUUUGAUUUCGGGGCUGCUUUGUUUGAUGGCAUUAAAUGCUCCUCAUUUGUAA
Messenger RNA from Penicillium expansum, 1722 nucleotides. Its product is annotated as inorganic phosphate transporter. NCBI's taxonomy places the organism in Eukaryota, Fungi, Ascomycota, Eurotiomycetes, Eurotiales, Aspergillaceae. Gene Ontology annotation, biological process: phosphate ion transmembrane transport. The record is from RefSeq and is a predicted model, not a curated record. The coding region runs from base 1 to 1722 and encodes 573 amino acids. Gene Ontology annotation, cellular component: membrane. The transcript has a single exon.